AUGGCAGGAGAGUUUACGAUACCAGAAAAUCUAAAUGGAGGACUUUUCUUUUUCGAAGGAAUACGUCGAACAGUUUGUGGGAUUAAUACAUUCCCAGUCUUCGAACCCAGAACUGGCCAACAAUUAAUGCAAUGUCCGUGUGCUGAUGCCGCACUUGUUGAUUUAGUCAUCGGACAAGCAUCUACAGCGCAACGUGCAUGGGCAGCAAAAAGUCCAUUUGAACGUUCAAAAAUUCUUUUGCGAGCAGCUGAAUUGAUUCGAGCAAAUUUGGAAUCGAUCGCAAAAUGGGAAGUAAAAACGAACGGAAAACCUUUGACUGAGGCUCGUUCGGAUAUUGAAUCAAGUGCGGAUACUUUUAGUUUUUAUGGAGGAAUUUUACCUGCGCAAAUGAAAGGUGAUUUUAUUGACCUUCCGAUUGAAGGCCAAAAUGGUGGCCGUUUUGCAUAUACUCGACGUGAACCUUUUGGAGUUGUUGGGUGUAUUGGGGCAUGGAAUUAUCCUUUUCAAACUUGCUGUUGGAAAGUAGCCCCCGCUUUAGCAGCUGGAAAUGCUGUCAUAUACAAACCAAGUCCAUUUGCACCAGCGAGUCCUGUUUUGUUGGCCGAAUUACUUAAAGCAGCUGGUUUACCAGAUGGUCUUUUUAACGUUUUACAAGGGGAAGCAGCUACUGGCGAAAUGAUUUGUACAAAUCAAGAUAUUGCUAAAGUUUCUUUUACUGGUUCCUUGCCAACUGGAAUGAAAAUUCAAAAAGCGUGUGCUGAACCAAAACGUAUUAAGCCGGUUACUUUAGAACUUGGAGGAAAAUCAGCUCUUAUUAUUUUUGAUGAUGCUGAUAUGAAAACUGCUGUUGAAGCUGCAAUGCUGGCAAAUUUUUUAAAUCAAGGAGAAGUCUGUACAAACGCCACUCGUGUUUUUGUCCAAAAAUCUAUUUUUGACGAAUUUCAAAAUCUACUCUUGGCGGAAAUGGAGCGUAAAUUAAUUGUUGGAGACCCGUUAGAUGAACGUACAACUGUUGGGGCAACAAUAAAUGAGCAACAUUUACAAAAAGUUUGUGGAUAUGUUGAUCGAGCUGUUCAACAAGGUGCCCAAUUACUUUUUGGUGGAAUUCGAGUACAUCCACAAAAUGUUGAAGACGGUUUUUAUUUUACACCUGCUUUACUUACUGGUUUAAAUGAUGAAAUGGAAAUUGUUCGAGAAGAAGUUUUUGGUGCUGUUUGUCUUCUUUUGCUUUUUGUUAAUGAAAAGGAAGCUAUUGAACGUGCAAAUAAAAGUGAUUAUGGACUGGCUGCUGGAAUUUGUACAAAAAGUCUUUCGAGAGCCCAUCGUGUAGCUGCUGAACUUCAAGCUGGGACAAUUUAUGUAAAUACUUAUAAUGACACAGAGGUCCAUAUUCCAUUUGGUGGGUAUAAAAAUUCUGGUUAUGGACGCGAAAAUUGUGUUGAAUGUCUUCAUUCAUUUACACAACUUAAAUCUGUUUAUGUUAAUAUUGGUAAUGAACAAAAUAAUGCCAAUAAAGAAGUAAUUAUGCUUGACACUGAAUAA
This is a messenger RNA of Meloidogyne enterolobii, 1542 nucleotides long. The record is from the annotation of a GenBank genome assembly. Lineage: Eukaryota; Metazoa; Nematoda; Chromadorea; Rhabditida; Meloidogynidae.